Molecule: messenger RNA, 324 nt
Organism: Histoplasma capsulatum G186AR
Lineage: Eukaryota; Fungi; Ascomycota; Eurotiomycetes; Onygenales; Ajellomycetaceae
Exons: 2
Coding region: 1-324 (107 amino acids)
Source: RefSeq, a predicted model, not a curated record
AUGCCUGCUUCCCAUGAAGCUAACAGUAGCAAGUUCCCCAACAGCGGGUUUGACUAUGCCAAUGACGUGUUUUCAGACCCCAGCGAUGAUAAUACCGACGGGACCAGGGAGACUGACAACAAGGAGAGUGAGGAUAGUGAUGACAGUGAUAUGGAGAUAGCAGAAGAUGAUAAUCUUAUGACAAUCUUCCUCCUCCCAAACAUUAUGGGGUCAAGGAGACUACUCUCGAUGUCAAAUGACUCCAGCAGACAUGAGAUCCACGAUCAGGUAGCCAACCGAACGAAAUGGGGAGGAUGUUAUCAAGAUCGUCCCGUGAACGACUAG